AAUUCUCUGCAUCCCCCAUCAUAAAAUACAUAAACCAAACCAGAAACAGAAAAUACACACAUACACAUAUGAAAUCCAUUAUCGCACUCACCGAGCACGGUGGUUACUUUCUCAGUGAGCCAGGAUAUCAGUACACGUGAGUAUCUACCCUGACUCCAGUGCUUUCAGUUAUAGAACAUAUUAAUAUUAGAUGUCUAGAUAUAACCUGCCAGAUUGGUUUAAAGACAUCAUCAGGAAGGCCCUUGAAAUCUAUUGUGUAGCAUUUGGCCCUGGAGAUGCCGCCGUGGUUACCUACCUAGAUACCCAGAGUGGGUGUCUACAGUUGAGGAUCAAAAACAUUGCCUCAAUGUCGGGCCUUGCCGAGUACCUUCUUGACCGCAAUCCUCAAACAGGAUAUACGCGAGAUCUGCGCCAUCUCGAAGUUUCAUUUGGCGGACGGGAAGGUUCGUACUGGGCUACUGAUGGACGAACUAGCGUAUACCGCGAGCUGCCAGAGAAGUUGGAACAAGACUUUGGCAUGCUGCAAACAAAGAGUGGAGCUUGGCGCGAUGGUCCGCGAUUCGUUGCAUUAGGUGCAAGGGAGAACUACGCCCUGGCUACCAAAUGUGGAGCCUUUUCAAGCCAAUUAGGAAGUUAUCCUCAGGUACUUCAUACUCUGAAUGGAGUAGCUUCAACUCCUGCAGGUAUCGGGGUUAUCGGGGGCAUCUAUCUCAGCUAUUUCGAAGGUUCUUCCGUGGUUCAAUGGACAGAUGGUAGCCUUUGCGGUUUCCAUCUCAGUCCAGGGGCAACGAGGGACAUUGCACAAAUAAACCACCAAGCCCGCUUUGCCCAAGCCACCUAUUGCAUGGCCCGGGGGCAGCUCGAGCAAAACAUCUUUCAAGCACAGAUCAUGCAACAAGCGAUGUUUGCCCAUGAGGAGGCCGCGCUGAAGGAAAUGUACCGCAAGCAGCUCGAAACCCAGCAGUGGGGUGCAGAAAUGUUAGCACUUGCUAGCGGAGGGACAUGGCUAUGAGACGGAUAAGUACGGAAGACCGAAGUAGAUAUUAAGACGUGCUGGAGACUAAGUAAACCAAUUAGGAACUAUGGAAUAGGAGUGAUAUUAGCUUAACUAUAAUAUAAAUAUAAGAAGCAAAGGAAUUUUUAUAAACAGUUUAUAUAUAUUAAUAAUAUAUUUAUAAAAAAUAUAAAAAAA
Molecule: messenger RNA, 1192 nt
Organism: Fusarium redolens
Lineage: Eukaryota; Fungi; Ascomycota; Sordariomycetes; Hypocreales; Nectriaceae
Exons: 3
Coding region: 191-1012 (273 amino acids)
Source: RefSeq, a predicted model, not a curated record